AUGUCGGUUGUUUUUUUUUCAGUUAUCAGUAGAAAGUGUCCUGGUCUAUAUUGUGGAAGAGUGAAUCCAGGGGCUGAAUGUGGGGCGUGUCCCCGUGGUUAUCAACCUAAUGAAAACUCGCUGUGUAUCAGAUGUGAAAAUAAGCCUACAUUUUAUGAUUGGUUAUAUAUGGGCUUCAUGGCUCUGUUAUCACUUUGUUUACAUUGGUUUUAUAUAGACUAUAAAACUAGGGGUAAAAGGUCUGUGUUGAUAUUACAUAUCAGUGCCUUGGUAGAGAGUGUUGUAGCAGGAAUAGUAACGUUGGUACUAGCAGAUCCUAUAGGACCACUGGAGAUUAGAUCGUGUCCUGUGAACCACCUAGCUGAUUGGUACACUCUCCUGUAUAAUCCUAGUCUAAACUAUACUACUACAUUACAUUGUAGUCAGGAGAUAGUCUAUCCACUAUAUACUCUAGGAAUGAUAUACUAUGCUUUCUCUAUAGCACUAUUAUUAAUAAUACGACCUAUAGUGUCAUGUAAACUAGCGGAUGGCCGGGGAAACAAGUCUAUUUAUGCUGCCCUGUAUUUCCUACCUAUAUUAAUAGCAGUGAAUGCUGUUGCUGCAGGAUUGUUAUAUUAUGCCUUCCCUUCUAUAAUUUUAAUAGCCUCAGUUGUAACCAGUGCUUUUCAUUUAUCUUGUAUGGAUGAUCAGAGUUUAAUUAAAAACAGUUUAACGAACCCUAGAAAUAUCAUCAUAAUAUUAGGACAUUGGGUGUUACAUGCGUACGGUAUAAUAUCAUUAACUAGACUAACACAGCCUGUAUUUCACGCCCCCCUCAUAGCCCUAGUUCCCUUCCCUGCCAUAUUUUAUAUACUUACUGUUCGAUUCUCAGACCCUGAUAACUUGGAGAAAGUUUAG
Lottia gigantea (owl limpet) is the source of this 897-nucleotide messenger RNA. RefSeq lists its product as hypothetical. Gene Ontology annotation, biological process: response to unfolded protein. The coding region runs from base 1 to 897 and encodes 298 amino acids. The record is from RefSeq and is a predicted model, not a curated record. Gene Ontology annotation, molecular function: ubiquitin protein ligase binding. The transcript is spliced from 6 exons. Gene Ontology annotation, cellular component: membrane. NCBI's taxonomy places the organism in Eukaryota, Metazoa, Mollusca, Gastropoda, Lottiidae.